GAAAAAGUUGCUUAUGUACCCAAAUUAAAGAUCUUGAUUGACCCUCAAAUCGAAGUAUUUUGUCCUUUUCAUGAGUGCGAAUCCAAUUGGUGUAAAUUAAAUAUUUCACGUCUCCAUGAUUGAAGCUUAAUUUAUCUCUAAAUUAGUUGAAAUUUAGGGUCUUAAUUAUUAAAAGAGCUCGCUAGAGAAGAAGAGAUUAAGUAAGAGAAAUAUGGAAGCUAAUUAUAAAGAGACAAACUCCAUUUCAGCUUCACUUAAAUCUUACCCCAUGAAUGGUGGAGAAGGCCCUAAUAGCUAUGCCAAUAAUUCCAGCUUAUAUCAGAAAAGAGGACUGGAUAUAGCCAAGACAUUUUUAUACGAAGAGAUCAACAAGAAGCUUGACGUGAAGCUGCUUUGUUCUUCUUCAAAUUCCUUCAACAUUGCAGAUUUGGGAUGUUCGGUUGGACCCAACACAUUUCUGACCAUCCAAAAUAUUAUAGAAGCCAUAAAAUUCAAUUUCCAAUCCCAGAACUUGAACCCUAACACCAUAGAAUUUCAAGUCUUUUUCAAUGACCAUACUUUGAAUGAUUUCAACACUCUCUUCAAGUCUCUUCCUUCUGACAGAAACUAUUUUGCUGCUGGUGUGCCUGGCACGUUUCAUGGAAGCUUAUUUCCCAAGGCCUCAUUGCAUUUUGUACACUCUUCUUAUUCGAUUCAAUGGCUCUCUAAAGCUCCGGAUGAAGUUCAAGACGAAGGCUCUCUUGCAUGGAACAAAGGAAGGAUUCUUCAAGAUGGAAGUGAGGAUGUUGAAAAGGCUUAUGCAUCUCAGUUUGCUGAUGAUAUGGUGUCGUUUUUGAGAGCUAGAGCAAUGGAGAUUGUCCCUGGAGGUUUCAUGGCUCUUCUCCUUCCAUGCAUACCACAUGGUGCAAAUCCUUCAAAUUGUUCUUUGAUUGCAAAUUUGGAACUUAUGGGCUCUUGCCUAAUGGACCUCGCCAAGAGGGGUUUGGUGGAAGAAGCAAAAGUGGACUCCUUCAACCUGCCCUUAUACUUUGCAACUAAGCAGGAGAUAGAGCUAUUGAUACAGAGAAAUGGGUGCUUCAAGAUUAAGAGAAUGGAGCAAAUGGAACGCCUCAUGGGAGACAUAACAAGACCAACUGUCGAGAAGUUUGCGUUGCUUAUGAGAGCUGGAUUUGAAGGGAUUAUUAAGCAACAUUUCGGAAGCCAUGAGUUCAUUGAAGAGCUCUUCAACCAUUACACAGACAAACUCAUCGACCAUGGCCUCUUCUUGGAUUCUAGUUACAUGCCGAUGUUUGACUUGUUUGUCUUUCUCAACCGCAUUAAAUGAUCAUCGAGUAUUUUGUACAAAUAUCUAUAAUAAAUUUUUAUGUAAAAUAAUAUUGCA
Messenger RNA from Pistacia vera, 1381 nucleotides. Its product is annotated as loganic acid O-methyltransferase-like. The coding region runs from base 212 to 1324 and encodes 370 amino acids. Gene Ontology annotation, molecular function: S-adenosylmethionine-dependent methyltransferase activity. Gene Ontology annotation, biological process: methylation. The record is from RefSeq and is a predicted model, not a curated record. NCBI's taxonomy places the organism in Eukaryota, Viridiplantae, Streptophyta, Magnoliopsida, Sapindales, Anacardiaceae. The transcript is spliced from 3 exons.